AUGUCGGGACAGCCAUUCCAGAUUCAUGGCUUCCAAACCUCCAUCGAUGUUGCCCGCCAACAGGCCUAUGAUGUAGCCCCACUCGCCGGCCACAAGCGACUGCCAGAGCAUCCUCCAGAUGAAUCUUCUAAAGUCUCAGCCUUGAAACAAGGAGUGGCUUCUUCUACUCACUCUGCAUCCCUGGCGUCUGGUUCUGUUGAUUUCUCAAGUCCAUCGCUGACCCUACCUAAAAACCGAAUGGUCGCAAGCGAGAUUCAACCGGUUGAAGCCGCCAUCUUCCCAGGAGGCAGCCAACAGGGCCGGGCAGAUCAUUCCGUACCAGGCUCUAGUCAGAAUCCUCUAUUGUUUCUCAAGAAUCCUCGAUACAACCUGCCCCCAUCGCUAGUGGCUAAUUUUGCUGCCCUCGGCGUCACCAGUAUCUACCCGUGGCAGGCAUCAUGUUUGCUUUUCCGGGGGCUUCUUGAAGGGGAGCGGCAUCUGGUCUAUACAGCCCCGACCGGUGGCGGAAAGUCUCUGGUGGCGGAUGUGCUGAUGCUAAAGCGCAUCAUUGAGAAACCGUCUCGCAAAGCCAUCCUUGUGCUUCCCUAUGUCGCACUGGUGCAAGAGAAGCUCAAGUGGCUCCGACGCAUUGUGCAGGACGUAGAGAAGAAAGUUCCUGACGAUGACGAUGAGAUCACUCGGUCUAAGCCGUAUUAUCAGCGGUGGAAAAAGUUACAGAAAUCGAUUCGGGUGACUGGGUACUUUGGUGGCAGUCGCACCGCUGCCUCUUGGGCAGACACGGACAUUGCUGUCUGCACGAUAGAAAAGGCAAAUUCAUUAAUUAACACCGCUGUCGAAGAGUGCACUAUUGGAGAUUUGGGUGUGGUUGUGCUGGACGAACUGCACAUGCUUGAUGAUGAGCAUCGCGGGUACAUCCUGGAGCUGAUGGUCACAAAAUUACUGUUGUUGAGGCAGGAUAUUCAAAUCAUUGGCAUGAGUGCCACCCUCUCGAAUACAGAACUCCUGGCCGAUUGGAUGAAUGCAAAAUUCUUUAUUUCCACCUAUCGACCGGUUCCUAUCGACGAAUACCUCAUUUAUGAAAAUGCAAUCUACCCAGCUGCAACUUCCCGACAGCUGUUCCAGACCAUCACCCGGUUGCAGCAGACAAAGACAGCCUCUCUAACGGACACCAUGCCCCCGCAUCGUUUAAUACAGCCCUCAAAAUUUAGACAACUUGAGAAUCCUAUGACUAAUGCGAUGGUGGCCCUGGCUGUUGACACUGCUAUUGCCGGAUAUGGUGCCUUGGUGUUCUGCGGGAGCCGUCAAGGCUGCCAGAUCAGCGCGGCAAUCAUCAGCGAAGCAAUGCCCACGGUAUCUGAAAUUGAUGCUGAAGAACUGAGCAAAAGGUUGGAUCUCCUAGCGGAACUUAGAAGUCUACCAAGUGGCCUUGACCCAGUUCUCGAGAAUAUUACUCUAAAGGGCGUCGGAUUCCACCACGCUGGGAUGACUACCGAAGAGCGGGAGUUCAUAGCUCAAGCUUAUGACCAAGGGGUCUUGAAGGUCAUCGUUGCCACCUGUAGUCUUGCUGCAGGUGUCAAUCUCCCGGCAAGAAGGGUGAUUAUCAAUGGGGCACGCAUGGGCCGGGAACUCGUUGGACCAGCGAUGCUACGACAAAUGUGUGGACGAGCUGGUCGCAAAGGAAAGGAUGACGCCGGAGAGACAUAUCUAAUAUGCGGAAAGGCAGACAUACAAGCGGUUUGCGAUCUUCUUGAAGCUGAUAUGCCCGCCAUUGAGAGCUGUCUCGCCCCAGAGAAGAGAGGAUUAAAGAGGGCGCUUUUGGAAGCUAUCGCGACAGGACUGGUUUCUGGUUGCGAGGCGAUCAAAGAAUAUGUGAGGUGCACUCUCCUCUACCGGACAGUGGAUAAGAAACUCGCCUACACGAUUAUGGCCUCAUCGCUGCAGGAAUUGGUUGACGAAGAGCUCCUGAUCUUGAGGGAAGACGAAUCAUACGAGGCGACAAAACUUGGACAGGCCGUAGUUGCCUCUGCGUUUGCCCCCGAGGAUGGGUUGUUCGUUCACGAGGAAUUGAAACGUGCAUUGAAGGCUUUCGUCAUGGACGGUGAGAUGCAUAUCUUCUAUAUGUUCACUCCCAUCCAGGUGGCGAUGAAUAUCCAAAUCGACUGGCUGAUCUUUCGGGAUCAACUGGACAACUUGGAUGAGAGUGGACUCCGCGCGUUGCAAUUUGUUGGCGUGCAGCCGUAUUUUGUGAACAUGAUGGUGCAAACGGGAGGGUGGCUCAAGGAGGAGACUCCAGAACAGAUCAAACAAGCCACCAUCUACCGACGGGCUUACACGGCAUUCCAACUUCGUGACUUGAGUAACGAGGUUCCGUUAUCGACCAUCGCGAACCGCUACAACAUUCCUCGUGGAGCCGUUCAGACUCUCGCGCAGCAGUGCCAUGGCUUCGCGGCUGGAAUGGUCAAGUUCUGUCAGCGCAUGGAUUGGGGGAUGCUUGCCGCAGUUCUGGAUCACAUGCGUGAUCGAUUGGAAGCUGGAGCACGCGCCGACUUGCUGGAAAUGGCACAGGUCACAUAUGUGAAAGGCUGGACGGCAAGACUGCUUCGGGAAAAUGGGUUUCGGAACCUGAGAGCCUUAGCGGAGGCAGAUGCGAAGGACAUCGUUCCGGUUCUAAUGAUGGUGAAUCCACGCAAAACGCAAAAGAGUCAAUUGCACCCCUCAGAGGCAGAGCGCUACCGGAAAAAGCUGCUCGCCAAAGCUGAGAUCAUUGUGGCGUCUGCGACUAAGAUUUGGGAACGUGAGAUGCAAGUGGAUUUGGAAGAAUGA
This is a messenger RNA of Aspergillus clavatus NRRL 1, 2823 nucleotides long. RefSeq names its product DEAD/DEAH box helicase. The record is from RefSeq and is a predicted model, not a curated record. NCBI's taxonomy places the organism in Eukaryota, Fungi, Ascomycota, Eurotiomycetes, Eurotiales, Aspergillaceae. The coding region runs from base 1 to 2823 and encodes 940 amino acids. Gene Ontology annotation, molecular function: ATP binding; nucleic acid binding. The transcript has 9 exons.